UUCUACUUCAGGCUUCGUCAGGUAAAAGCACGGCCGACGAUCCUUUUCAGGGUGUACACGCUGUCCUCGUAAUAGUUGGAGAUAUCUCAGAAGAGAACCCCUAUCAGAAAUCAACGGCGCUUCAGCAAUGGCUACUAGGCUACGAGUUUACGGACACAUUGAUUCUCAUACUUCAGGACAAAAUACACUUUGUGGUCAAAGAAAAGAGAGCCGAUGUACUAGAAAAACUAAAACAAGGAGGUCAGGUGCAAAUAGAAAUUCACAAGAGAACUAAGGAUGCAUCUCACAAUCAAAAAAUAUUCGAAUCAAUAAUUUCAAAGAUCACCGAAGGAGAAAAAAAGCGAAUUGGUUUAUUGUUAAAAGAAAAGAUUUCCGGAAAAUUUGUCGACGAAUGGAAAGCUGUUUAUAACAAACACGAAAAGGAUUUUGAAGAAGUUGACAUAGCGUCAGGGAUUGCCGCAGCUUUAGCGGUAAAGGACGAAGAUGAACUGAAAACGAUGCGUACCGCUAGCAAAAUAAGUAUUUCCAUGAUGAAUCGCUUCAUUUACUUGGUAACCUCAAUGAUAGACGAGGAAAAGGAAAUAACGCACGAACAACUGGCGGAAGAUGUUGAGAACAUUUUGUAUUCAAAAGAAGAUAAAUGGCUCAGCAGUCAAAAAAGCAUGCAAGAUGUAGAUUUUGAAAGAACGGACAUAUGUUAUGCACCAAUUAUUCAAAGCGGGGGUGAAUACGACUUCAGAACUUCAGCCCAGUCAAACACGAGUCUUUUGCAUGAGGGGACGAUUCUUUUUUCACUUGGCGUUAGAUAUAAAUCAUAUUGUUCGAAUAUUGGUCGGACUAUUUUAAUGAACCCGAAUAAGGAUCAAGAGAAAACAUAUGAAUUCCUCUUAGAAAUCCAACGACGAAUAUUAGAAUGGAUUAAAGAUGGAGUUAAGAUUUGCGAUGUUUACACGAAGGCGACGAGAUACAUCAAAACUAAACGCCCUGAUCUUUUGGAUAAAUUUGUCAAGAAUCUUGGACACGGGACUGGGAUGGUACUAAAUUUGUUUAUUGGAUUCACCGAUCUGGAAAACCCGAAAGCAACAGAUGAAAAAAGUAAAAUCUAUGCGCUUUGGUUAAUAGACACAGUUAGAGUUGGUGGUGAAUCGGUCCAGGUGUUGACAGAAAGUAACAGGAGUUUUAAUAGUAUCUGCUUUUCGUUUAAGGAUGCGAAUGAAAGUAAGCGUCCUGCAAAAGCGGUUGAAACUAAAAGAA
Acaulospora morrowiae is the source of this 1254-nucleotide messenger RNA. Lineage: Eukaryota; Fungi; Glomeromycota; Glomeromycetes; Diversisporales; Acaulosporaceae. The record is from the annotation of a GenBank genome assembly.